AUGAAUCAUCAGCUAAAAGGGCUUUCUGGAAGGUUAUUUAAUGGAUCUUUAGAAGAAAAUUUUGAAUGGUUUAAUCAUUCUUUAACACUUACAAAACUUACUCCGCUUUUCCGCUUCUCCAAGGACUCUUUAGCAGCCCAUGCACAUGAAAUGGCAAUAACGAUCCGUCGGUCACAACAACAGAUGAAACACUCGGAAAAAUUAAGCCAAGACUCGAGAAAAUUAUCCUCUUCAUUAUCUUCUUUUUCUUCAUCACGCCUUUCAGAGAUGUGCUUUGUUUCCUGCCAAUGGGUUUGGAUGCCAGCACAGCAAGAUCUUGGAGGUUGUGUUUGGAUGGUUUUUGAGUUUACAACAGCAGAUGAAGAAGAUAAACAAAUGGAAGAACAUUAUAUAGAAAGAAGAAUAGAUACACAAGGAGUAUCUUCUGCUAAAGUUCAAGAAAAUAGUUAUGCAUGUUUUUUAGUAUCAUUGAAUGAUGAGCCAAAGGGAAAAUGGGGAAAUUUUCCAUUACUUAUAUCAAGAGUUCCAGGAGAUUUGCUUCAGAUUGUUGUAACCUAUUUAGCAACACGUUUUGAUACAUGGGCAACACCAUUUCGGCUGAGUGCAGAGACAUUAACACAUCUUUUGCAAAGUUAUGUAAUAUCAAUAGUUCCAAUGAGCGAAGAGAGUUCAUUGCCAUUAGAACUAACAUUCUCUACAAAAGGGAUAAAGGGUUUAAGACGAAUAACGGUUGGGGUAAAAGGACAAGAUGUACAGAUAUGGCGGGAAAGAGGGCCAAACUUUCUUGAAGAACUAAAAAAGCAUUUAGAAUAUCAAACUGCAAUUGAUUUUAAUCAAUUGGAACUCUGUCGGAUCGGUUGUGGUGGAUUUGUUGUUGCUGCAGAAGGAAAACUAAAAAUACUUAAACCAAUUCAACAACAAGUAAUAUUGGAGAUCCUUAAGAUGGAAACAAAUAGAGAAAGUCAAACUAUACCGAUAUCAGGCUAA
Pneumocystis jirovecii RU7 is the source of this 987-nucleotide messenger RNA. RefSeq lists its product as uncharacterized. Bases 1 to 987 code for a protein of 328 amino acids. Lineage: Eukaryota; Fungi; Ascomycota; Pneumocystomycetes; Pneumocystales; Pneumocystaceae. The record is from RefSeq and is a predicted model, not a curated record. The transcript has 2 exons.